UCGAAUUGGCGCGUUUAAUCGUUAGAAUCCCUAUCAGCGAACGGGCACAGGAAACAGUUGACAACAUUUCGUUUCCAUUCAGUUGAUCAGAACCGUUUGGGAGGACAGGUUGCAUCUUCCCCAAGAUCAUUGAGUGGUUCAUUCGUUUUUUAAAAAGUUCGUGCAUAUAGCAGAUCGAAAUGGGACAACUCACGGGCCUGGGGCGAUUGCUGAUUGCCGUAACUUUCUUUACAUGCGGAUUCUUUGUGAACAUUGCCCAGCUUUUCCUGCACAUAUGUGUGAAGCCAUUCGACAAGCGACUCUGCCGCAGUCUCAUGUACUAUCUCACCUACUCCUUCUACUCCAUCCUUGUGUGUGUGGCCGAGUGGUAUGCCGGCAGUCAUGUUCGCGUCUUCAUCGAUCCCGAGGAUGAGAAAAAGUACUUUGCUAAGGAGCACGGCCUGCUGCUCAUGAACCACACAUAUGAAAUCGACUGGCUAACCGCCUGGAUGGUUACCGAUAAAUUCGGAAACGUUGGCAACACCAAGGCCUACGCAAAGAAGAUGCUCCGCUAUGUACCCAUCAUGGGAUGGGUCUGGUGGAUGGCCGAGUUCAUCUUCCUUGAUCGCAACUUUGACAAGGACAAGAUUGUCAUCAAGGAACAGCUGAAGGUUGUGUUCUCCUAUCCCGAUCCCGUCUGGCUGCUGCUCAACGCCGAGGGCACCCGCUACACCGCCGCCAAGCACGAGCUGUCCGUGAAGUUUGCCCAGGAGCGGGGCCUGCCCGUGCUCAAGCAUCACCUGAUUCCGCGCACCAAAGGAUUCACCACCAGCCUGCCCACACUGCGCGGCAUCUGUCCGGCCAUCUAUGACAUUAACCUGGCCUUCAAGCGGGAUGCCAAGGUGAAGCCAACAAUGCUGUCCCAGCUGAAUGGAGAGACGGUGGAGCCGUACAUGUACAUUCGCCGUGUCCCCUUGAGCAAUGUCCCUGAGGAUGAGAAGGAGGCCGCUGCCUGGAUGCAGGAGUUCUUUAUGGAGAAGGAUCGCAUUAUCGAUAGCUUCCACGAGACGGGCAGCUUCUUCAAGACCUCGGGUGUGAAGGAGGUACCCAUGAAGAUCUACAAGCCGCGCCUGGCCACGUUGCUAAACUUUAUUGGAUGGGCCACCGUUUGUGUCGCCUGCAUUUCGUAUUAUAUGAUCACUUCCUUCAUUGCGGGCAACUGGAUUGGUUUCUUCACGGUCAUCUCCAUCUUGGGACUUUUCUACGGCCUCAUGCAGCAUGCUGUGAAUGCCUCGAAGAUCAGCAAGUCUUCCAGCUACGGCGCUGAUGGAGCAAAACAGGCCGCGAAAUAGUAAAUAGUACA
Drosophila obscura is the source of this 1342-nucleotide messenger RNA. RefSeq names its product 1-acyl-sn-glycerol-3-phosphate acyltransferase gamma (gene Agpat4). The coding region runs from base 180 to 1331 and encodes 383 amino acids. The transcript has 4 exons. Gene Ontology annotation, cellular component: endomembrane system. Lineage: Eukaryota; Metazoa; Arthropoda; Insecta; Diptera; Drosophilidae. The record is from RefSeq and is a predicted model, not a curated record. Gene Ontology annotation, molecular function: 1-acylglycerol-3-phosphate O-acyltransferase activity.